Messenger RNA from Blepharisma stoltei, 2444 nucleotides. The record is from the annotation of a GenBank genome assembly. NCBI's taxonomy places the organism in Eukaryota, Ciliophora, Heterotrichea, Heterotrichida, Blepharismidae.
AUGCUAACUUUUCUCAAUAAGCAAACAAGAUUUUUUAGUUUUUAAAAAUGAUAUUAUGCGUUGCAUAAAUUUCUUAUAGGCAUUAUACGCUCCAUUUUCAUAUGAAAUUUCAAACUAUGAAUUUGCCGCACUAAAAUCUGCGUUUUGAAACGCAUAUUUGGUUUUCACAUACCAAAUUCAAAUUGACAUGCAUAUGCAUGAUAAGAAAUUAUUGCAAUGCAUAAUACAUAAUUAAUAUCGUGCAUUAUAAAUAUUUAGGCACCAGUAUAGACCCUUACCGGAUGGCCAGUUUUGUAUCCCAAACUCUGAAAAUACGAUGCUAGCUGUCAGUAAUAGCAGUAUACUGAUCCCCAAAUAUUUAUAAGGCAUGAUAAUUAUUUAGUCCUAUUAAAUUUGAGCAGCUUGUAUUUUAAUACACAUAAAUUCAUGACUAAUAAGUUUUUCCUUUUUUACAAAUGGGAUUUAAUAAAUUUCGAAAAAUUUGAUUCUGAGCCUGAUAACAACUUACUCGAUCAGGGAGUAAGAAUAGACAAAGAAUGCAUGUGUCCAGUUUGUCUUGAUAUUCUUAGAGAUCCGAUUAUCUUAAGCUGCUCUCAUAAUCUCUGUUAUGAAUGUGCUUCACAGCUUAUUACUGUGAUUAGCCUCAGAGAAAAAGAUGUAAUCUCUAUAUAGUCAAAAGUUUUCUCAUGCCCAAUAUGCAGAGGCUGCACAUUUCUGACUUCGCUUUCUCCUGAAUGUUUGCCGAAAAACAUAGUGCUCAAGAACAUAAUUGAAAACUGAAAAACAGCUCAAGAGCCGUCUUCCCAUAUCCUUUGUCAACUUUGUGUAGAAAACCCAAAGUAUGCUACAAGUGAAUGCAUUACCUGUGAAUCUACCCUCUGCCAAGACUGCUCUGUUUCCCACCUAUCGAAAUCCAGGUUUGCACAUCAUAAAAUCCUUCAUUUAAGUAAAGUAAAACAAGAAUUAUGCAUGGAGCAUCAUUUAGAAGAAGAUCUAUUUUGUAUGACAGACUGUGUAAAAUGCUGCAUGAAAUGUGCCCAAUUUUCAUCACUCCACAACGGUCAUACCAUUCUGACCAGAGAAGACGCCAAAGCUAGGCUUGCAGCUGAAAUAAUCCAAACCAAAGAAACUCUUCCCCAGAUCUACCAAAGAAUCACCCUAACAAAAGACGAAAUCAAGCGUCAAUUUGAAGAACUUGUAGAGCAGCAACAAAAAAACACCAACGAAUUAGACGAGGUCUGCAACCAAUUAAAUACUAAAGUUGAAGCCAUUCGGUCCAGCACAAAAUCAAAAAUCUGCAAAAGCUAUGAAACUUUAAAACAAAAUUUAAUUGAAAAAGUCGUCACACUGGAUGGGGUACAAAAACAAGCACAAGAGCUGUCAAAUUUGACAGAUGAUUUGUCGCUUUAUCAAAAAGCUAAAGAACUUUCGACUAUUGACCCACAGCUGAUUAUUGGGGAAAAGCCAGAAGUGAUUUUACAAUUUAAAAAUCAAAGCGCGCUGAAUAAUUUGUUAGAGUCUCUCUGCACUUUGGAGCUAAAAACUUCAGAAAUUGUAGAAAGCAAUAAGCUGUAUUAUUUAAGCCGAGGGAGCAAGGAAUAUGUGCGCUAUGAUUUAGAAAGCCAAAGAACUUCUACUAUGUCUAUAAGGUCUGCUGAAAUAAUACCUAGAUGGUCUGGGUUUGUAUUAUUGCCGAAUGGGAAUAUUUUAAUUACAGGAGGAAAACCAAGCAAAGAGUCAGGCGCAAAAUUGACUGCUUUUUAUUUGAACCCAGAAACAGGUGAAACUACACCAGCCCCGAGUAUGAUAAAUGGGCAUUCUUCACAUAUCUGCUUGUUAAUAAACAAUGAAGUGUAUGUUCUUUCAGGGAAAAAUGAAAUAAAGGAUACCAAAUUGAGCUUACGGUCUAUUAUUUUAUAAUGAUUUAUUAUUAAUUUAACCUAUGACAGUAUAAUCAAACCCUUAACCAUUGUGAAGUUUUAAAUUUAGCCACCCAAAACUGGCGAAGCAUUGCUAGUAUGGCAUACGGAAGAACCUGCGCAUCAGGAGUCCACAUCAAAAACUGUAUUUAUGUAUUCGGAGGCUAUCAAACUACAGUCAACAACACAAUUGAGCGAUACUCCAUAGAAUCUAACAACUGGCAGCUCUUGCCUACAAUUCUUCCUGACAAGCUGUGGCAGCAUGGCUGCUACGCUCUUGACUCCUCUCAAAUUUUGAUUUUCGGUGGAGAAGGCCCUAGCGAUGAGCCACAUAGGAUGUCUUAUGUCUACAAUACAAUAACAGACGAAUUUUAUAAUUCCGCAAACAUUCCUUUAACCUCCACAUGGCUAUUUUUCUGACUUCACGUCACAAGAAAAGGCCACAUGUUAUACUCCAUCAAUAAAGAAAAUUAUGUGUUGAAAUACAACAUUGUUACAAAUACAUGGAUUCCUUUGGCUAAUUAA